Molecule: messenger RNA, 4830 nt
Organism: Dromaius novaehollandiae (emu)
Lineage: Eukaryota; Metazoa; Chordata; Aves; Casuariiformes; Dromaiidae
Product: ankyrin repeat domain-containing protein 34B-like
Exons: 4
Coding region: 1461-3017 (518 amino acids)
Molecular function (GO): protein binding
Source: RefSeq, a predicted model, not a curated record
UUCCCACUAUGAUGGCAGUAGAUCCUGUAUCAGAACAGGACCCUAGGUUAUCACUGUCUUAUAUUUGCCAGCCCGACCUCAGGACAGGAUCCAGCACAAAUACACAAAUAGUGCCUGUCUGUCUACUCCUUGGAAACAAACCAUCAUUGGCUCCAAAAAUCAGUUGUUUUUCAUACUACAAGGUGCUUCAUGCUACUUCAUCACAGAUUGGUUUCCAGAACAAUUUCAUUUUCUGAAUAUAAAAUGCUAGAAAGAAAUAGCAUUCCUGGAAUACUAUUAGUACAAUAACACCAGAAAUUUGUGGAUAAUCUGAAAGACCCAUUCACAAUCAGUUGUUAUUAACUAGGUCACACAGCAGUUCAAAGAAUGAGGAACUAUACUGGCACAAGUAUAUUUCCACAGCUGAAAAGCAGCUGUGUCACCUCUGACAUUUCGCAAACACAAGUACUUGUUCCUAACAUUGCAGUUAAUUAGAUUUAGAAAUAUUUUAUAAUCCCAAUUUGUUUAGCAGAAAUCCAUGAUGAAUAAUCAAAUAAACUAAUCUUUUGGAGAAUCUGCUUGAACUAUGGUCUUUCACUUCAAAAUAACCAGCUAUGCGCCUUUUUUUUGGUGCAGGGUAUAUCCAGUCCAGCUGGAGACUGUACGUUUCCAUUGAGCGAGUGUCAAUGUGGAUCUCAUGGAAGUCCCACUACCCUUUGUUCCCACAGUGCCAAUUUUAGGACGACAUAACCCUAAGCACAUCUUUGUCAAACAGAUUCUCUAGAUCAAAUCAUAGUUAUUUUCAUCCAGCAUUCAGGAAUGUAUUCUACAUUAUAUUUGUCCAGUUACAUCUCUGUUACAUUUUCUUUUCAUACUGUUGUAUCUGAACCUGAAGUACUUGGGCAUUUUUAUUCCCCUGGAUCAAAGUUUACAUUUCCUGCUCCACUUCCCCUCCACUUCCUUUACAGGCAAAGUGCAGAUCAACCUAGAAAUAGUGUGCUUGAAUCUUAGCAGCCCUUGUGCCUACGCUCCUUCCUUCAGGGAUGAGCCAGCCUGUUUUACAGAUCUGACAGUCCCAACUUGUGGACAGAAUAAAGAAAAUCAACUGAACAAGAGAAGACAAUAGUACCGCAGUGGUGUCGCCCCUCUUACCGGCGAUCACAAGUGGAUGUUUCUUCUCACGAGGACAGACAGUGAAGUUCUGGCCCUCUUUCAUUCCCCUUAACUUCUAGGAAGAGGACUCCUGUGCUACGUAUGUCGCAAACAGUCUUUGUGAGGGCUGUGAGGCCAGAAAUAAAUGCCAUCAAAGGUGAAACAGUUCAUCUCAUGGAGCUGAUAUUAUGUGCCCAAGUACUGGACUCUUCUCAGCCCCCGAUCUCUACGAUGAGUGGGAUAGGCUGUGUAUCACUUCAUUUAUGCUGUUUCACACUGACUGGUGUUCUUUUCAGCAGCUAGGAAGGUGUAAGUGAGAGACAAGUGCAAUGAAUGAAACUGUGGAGUUGCCAACAGCUGGGAAUUCUCUCAUAAGAGCUGUCUAUCAAAGCCGACUUCGUCUCACCAGACUGUUACUAGAGGGUGGAGCCUACAUUAAUGAAAGCAAUGACAGAGGUGAAACCCCGUUAAUGAUUGCUUGUAGGACAAAGCAUGUGGACUCCCAGAGUGUCAGCAAGGCAAAAAUGGUUAAAUAUCUACUGGAAAACAAAGCAGAUCCAAACAUACAGGACAAAUCUGGAAAGACAGCCUUGAUGCAUGCUUGCUUAGAAAAAGCAGGCCUUGAAGUGAUUUCUUUGCUACUGAAAAGUGGAGCUGACCCAAGCCUACAAGAUCACUCUAACUGUUCUGCCCUUGUGUAUGCAAUAAACUCCGAAGACAAAGAGACCCUGGAAGUUCUUCUUAAUGCCUGCAGAGCAAGAGGAAAAGAAGUAAUCAUCAUCACCACGGACAAGUCUCCAUCUGGAAAGCAGACAACUAAACAGUACUUAAAUGUGCCUCCUGCUGACUCUGAGGAAUGCCAUUCCCCAAGUGCUUGCACUUCCCCAUCGGAAAUAGAACUGAAAACAUCUCCAUGCCCACUUUCAAGUUCAAAUGAAACUAAAAAAGCACUUUUCAGCUUUAAAGAGCUGGAUCAUCCAAGAAGCACAGACAACUCAUCUGAACCAGUUUCACCUACUAGAAAAUCCAGUUCAACACAUAUAGGAUCCAAGCUGGCCCAGGCACAGUGGCUACAGUCUGAGCCUUGGAUAAAGAGCUCUCCUUCACUGUUUCACCAGAACAAAGGUGCCUCUUUACAAGAACAACUUCAGGAUAUAACUCCAGAAGAAGAGCUCUCCUUUAAAAUCAAUGGCCUUGCCCUAUCAAAGAGAUUUAUCACCAGACACCAAAGUAUUGACAUAAAAGACACUGCUCAUUUUUUGAAAACUUUUGAUCAGACUGGAUCAAGGAAAUUAUCAUAUGACGAAAUAAAUUCUCAGACUCUUUAUGCUGAAGAGAAACAGAACCCCAGUGGGAUUUCUGUGGGUGAGGAUUCUGAUUUGGGACAAAUCAGGUUCACUUCAACCCUGAGAUGUAUUAUCCAGAAAAGAAAUUUAGGAGCAAAUCACUACAGCUCUGAUUCUCAGUUAACUACUAGUCUGGGUCCUGCAACUGCAGAAGAUACUAAGUCAGUGAUAGGAAAGAAGAAGAUUCUUUCUCCAUCUCCCUCUUUGUUAUCAAGUUCUAGGGAAUUACUAGAGAACAUGCCGCCUGUUCCUCUGAGCAGAAGAAAUCAAGCUUUUCUAGAAAGACGGGGUUCAGCAGCCUUACUGUUGGAUCAUAUUGCUCAAACGAGACCAGGUUUCCUUCCACCUUUAAAUGUGAAUCCUCACCGCCCAAUUUCAGAUGUUAGUUUCAUAAACAAGGUUUCUGGAAUGAUUUCUUGUGGACAAAAAAACUUAGUACCAACAGCACCUGCUUUCCCUAAGGAGACCAAAAAUCAGAAAAUGCUGUUAAGGAGGCAGUCAUUACAAACUGAGCAGAUCAAGCAAUUAGUAAAUUUUUAACAGGAGAUUAAAGGGUAACAAAAUCUUUACGUACAUAUUCACAGUUCUAUCCGAUUGUAAUGAUACACAUCACAAAAGACAGAUCUGUAAUAUAAGGCUCUUAACUAGCUCUCUACCUUGGAAUGAGUUAAAUGGCUUAGAUACUACAUGAAAAGAUACGCUCAGCUAAUGAUGCUGCUUUCUGCAAACUGAGGAAUAUUUAUUAUAUUGUUUUCAUAAUGUUUUCAAAUUCAACAUUGAAAUCUUACCCCUGAUGGGCUGAAUCUACAAAGGCUAAAUCCUUAGGCAUCGCAGUUCUCAUUUUUACAUUGAAACCACCCUACCUCCAAGUUUCCCCCAAAUGUGUAUUCUUUUUCCACCCAGAAAUAUUGUACAGGUGGAAUUUGGGAACUUCAAACAUUUGACUGGGAUGCUGGACAACAGACCGUAGCUCUGGCCAAGUUGUGUGAUAUCCAGAUGUCCCAGAUAAAACCAGGAUAAUGCCUGCACACAAAAGGUGGGCAGUGGCAACUGAAUAUAGGCAGUGUCUUCUGGCUUCAGUGGCUUUAUUGCAUGAAAACAGAUGAGCUGCAGUACACACAGUAAAUAAAGUUCAUGUUACAGGCUCAGUAUUACAUGCGUAACUACGUCCAGGAAAUUCCAUAUACAAACUGGGAGCCUAUUUUAGACUCCUUGACUCCUUGCUGUCCACUGGAAAUCACAGUGUGAUACACAGGACCCUGGCUAACUCAAGUUCACUGUACAACACGUGGCAAUGGUCAGGUACUGAGUCAAGAAGCCAGCACACUGAACAAGAAGUCCUGUCUAAUCUCUCGAUGUCAGCUUGGCGCUUCAAUCAACUUCAGAUUCUCAAGCUAUUCCUGUCCUGGCAUUUGCUCAUUUAAAAAAAGGUGGGGGGGAGGGGGGGAGAGAGGGAGCAGAGGCUAUAGCUAAGCUGGGGUUCAUUACUUUCUGUGGUGUGUCCUACAGUUCUCAUCUCUGACUGUCAAAACCAGGAGAUCUCUGAACCAGGCAGGAUCUCCUUUCCACUCACAUGCCUGGGGUUUUUUUUCAAAACAAGAUACAGAUGGUGGGGCACAUCCAGAUGUGGUCUUGGCCUGCAGCCAGAAUAAGAGGACCCUGCACACACAGGCUUGGGAGCAAGGAAGAGCUCUGCCCUUGUGCUCGUCUCUAUAUCUAAAACCAACAGCUAGGGUACUGACCUGAGAGAUGGAAGACCUGUCCUUAAAACCCGAUUUUGCCCAAUAUAAAGCAGAGGCCUGAAUUUCUAAAAGACCAGAAAUAUACCUUCAUCUCCAAGUUACUGCGUAUUCUUACAUCUAUCUAAAAUGUAAUUCUCCUUCCCACUUAGUGUGCUGUGGUUCCAAACAUCUACCUUGUAUUUGUGCAUAUUCCAUAGAUGCUUGACGACUGGUAUCACAUUUAGCAUUUUAUAAAACAGCUUCUAAAGAUUGAGGUAUAUUUAAUGUGGUCUGUUUGCCUUAAUUUACAGACAUUAAUUGUACUGAAAUGGUGGCUGUAUAACAUGAAUUUCUGUAUACUGAAACUAGGUAUUCUUUUCUGAAAUACUCAGUGGGUACUGUCUACCUUCUUGCAGCUUCAGUUAAAAUUCACUCAGUAUGACAAUAUGUUUCCUAACAGAUAGCUGUGAUGUUAUUUAGUUUUGCCCUUCCUGUAAGAUAAUUUCAAACAAACAUACACUUCUGUAAGUAUCUUUUGAUGUAACAAUAUAAAAAUGUCCUAUAGUUUACAGUAUAUGCAAUUCAAAGAAGAAUAUCAUCUGGAAAAUAAAGGAGCAUGAUUUACAUCCCUA